Molecule: messenger RNA, 726 nt
Organism: Heterobasidion irregulare TC 32-1
Lineage: Eukaryota; Fungi; Basidiomycota; Agaricomycetes; Russulales; Bondarzewiaceae
Exons: 9
Coding region: 1-726 (241 amino acids)
Source: RefSeq, a predicted model, not a curated record
AUGAGUGAUACUGUAAUUCGUGAGGUCGCUACAGGCGUGUGGACAUUUUCUCGACCGUUCAAUCGCUUUGGAUUUUUCCCCGUCGGUGGAAGAUCCACCGCAAUCAAGUUGUCUUCAGGAGAUGUUUGGGUCCUCGCAUCGACGCCUCUCAAUGAUGAAACCAAGGCGAAGCUCACAGAACUGGGUCCUGUCAAGUAUAUCGUCAGCCCGGAUGCAGAGCACCAUUUCUUUCUCGCUGAGUUCCACAAGGCGUACCCCGAGGCGAAGCUGAUAGCUGUCGAAAACGUAGUGAACAAGAAAACGAAGGAAGGCCUCAAGUUUGCUGGAUUUUGGGCGGACAACGCCCGCGAGCCAACAUUCGGCUUCGAAGACGACAUCAAGGCUUGCUAUUUCUCCGGCUUCAAAAAACGAGACGUAGCCUUUUUCCACCCUGCGUCAAAGUCGCUCAUCGAAGCCGACUUGGUUUUCAAUCUUCCCGGUACCGAACAGUACUCGAAAUCAUCGUCCUCCGGUCGUAUCCCCUUCAUCAGUAAAAUGAAUCCUUACUCAGGAGUAGCACAAAGCAUGGCAAAGGGCGCUGCCGACGAUAAAGAAGCUAUGAAAAGAGAUGCCAAGACGGUCGAUGAGUGGGACUUCGAAAGGAUUAUUCCAUGCCACGGGGACGUGAUUGAGAAUGACGGGAAGAAGGCUUGGCGCGCUGCGUACAAGCUUUACCUUCAAUCUUAA